Molecule: messenger RNA, 1439 nt
Organism: Diospyros lotus (date-plum)
Lineage: Eukaryota; Viridiplantae; Streptophyta; Magnoliopsida; Ericales; Ebenaceae
Product: GDSL esterase/lipase At4g10955
Exons: 3
Coding region: 200-1237 (345 amino acids)
Biological process (GO): lipid metabolic process
Source: RefSeq, a predicted model, not a curated record
CGUAUCUCAUUGUCGAGGCCGUACGCUUCCAUGGUUCACCUACAGAUUUGGCUACAGCCGGAAGAGAAGCAAUUGGCGACGAAUUCUGAUGCACAUCCAAGCCAGAUCCAUUGGAGGCUUCUGCAAAUCGCAUUCCUCUAUAAAUCUUCACUUUUCACCAAGAAAAGUUCCUGAUAUAUAGAAGAGCAGAAAAGGUGCAAUGACUUCUGAGAGGGAAGAUUUCAACCUUUCAGGACCCUUGCAUCUGAAUAAUGUCGACUGGAAAAACGAAGAUCAUCGAAGGUCUGUUGCCGCCUGUUUGGUUCAGGGUGUUUAUAUAUUAGAGCGGGACCGCCAAGACAACAGGCGAGGUCCCCAGGCUCUGGCUCCUCUAUGGUGGGAAUUCUUCCAUUUCCGCUUACACCGUGAGCUUGUAGAUGAUGUUGAUCAAUGCAUUUUUGGUUCUAUCUAUGAAUUCAAGCCUCCAUUUGACGGCAACCACCUAGAUGGGAGUCCACGCUAUGCAAUUGCCUUCCGGGGCACCCUAACCAAAGGAGACGCUUUCUUACGGGAUCUAGAAAUGGACGUCCACAUCAUAAGAAACGGCCUUCACCAGACAUCACGCUUCGAGACUGCCAUACAAGCUGUGCGAUCAACGGUCGCUACACAUGGAAGCUCGAAUAUCUGGCUAGCUGGCCAUUCCCUUGGGGCAGCCAUGGCAAUACUUGCUGGCAAGACGAUGGCCAAGACGGGCAUCUUCCUCGAAGCGUUUCUCUUCAACCCACCAUUCCUUAAUAUGCCAAUCGAGAGGAUCAAGGACAAGAAGGUGAAGCAAGGAAUCCGAAUCGCUAGCAGCUUCAUCGCUGCAGGACUGACCGUCGCUCUAAAGGCUCGCCAGAAGAGGAACAUUGUUAACACCUCAGAAGACCAUUUGGCAGCUUUGUCUGCGUGGUUUCCAAGCCUAUUCGUGCACCCGGGCGAUCACAUCUGCUCCGGGUAUAUCGGCUACUUUGAACACCGGAAGCAGAUGGAGGCCAUGGGAGCUGGAGUGGUUGAGCGGCUGGCUAGUCAGAAUCCAAUCGGCGGCCUCCUCAUGAAUGCAAUGGGGAAGGACUCAGGGGAGCCGCUGCAUCUCCUUCCUUCAGCCAAUCUGAUUGUGAAUUCCAUUCCUGCACAGGACUUCAAACAAGCUCAUGGAAUUCACCAGUGGUGGCAACCUGACUUGAGCUUGCAGUCCAUAGCUUACAACUACAAGUAGUAUUUGGAUAAUUUGUUGUCAUUUUCUGUUUCUUUGUCUCACUGUUGUCGCGUUGGAGGAUGGUUUUUAGGUUUUCCAUGUUAAGUGUCAAUUGUGAUGCGUUGUCUCUUCAUAAGAACAGAAGAAAGAUUGUCCUUUUGUCCAUACGUAGAGGCUGUUUGGCUUCCCUUUUUUUAAGGGCUAUAAGCUUUUUUAUUUAUAA